AUGGCUGAACAAACAAAAAACAAAACAGCAACGGAAGAAAGUAUUGCUACAAUAAAAAGAAUGUUGAUUGGCAACGAAUCAAGUCGAUCUAUUGCAAAUGCAACAGAGUUAAUGCCAGAAGAACAUAAAUGCUCGACAACUACAAUCAAAAAAGAAUUAAAACAAAUGGGAUAUACCCGUAAAAGGCUUAAAUCGAUCGUUGUUGCAAGAAAUUCAGCUCAAGUAAUAGCAACAAGGUUUAUGUUUUGCAAUCAUGUUUCUUUUCUGCGAAAUUCAGAUCUGGUCUAUAUUGAUGAAACCGGGUUCAAUCUGCAUGAUUCACGACAUUAUGGAUAUGCAUUAUUAGGAAGCACCCCGUUUGUUACAGUGCCCACACAGAGAGGAAGAAAUGUUAGCCUAAUAUGCGCUAUUUCAGUUACAGGGUGUAUUGGAUUUAAACUAAAGAUUGGAGCUUUUAAUACCACUAGCAUGCACGGCUGGAUAGAACAAGAUUUAAGGCCAGUUUUAAGUGAUCGCAGAUAUGUUGUAGUAAUGGAUAAUGCGCGAUUUUACCAUUCAUCAAUAGUAGAAUCGGCAUUCCGAGAAAGUAGUUGUACUAUCCAGUUUUUACCACCUUACAGUCCUCAACUUAAUCCUAUCGAGGAGUUUUUUGGCGUGGUUAAAAAUUUAUUUAAAGGAACACAACCGCGGCCUAACAAUUCACAAGAAAUGAUUAGAAUUAUUACUGAGAUUUUUUCAGGUUUUACCGAAUAUUCUUUUGAGAAUUAUUAUUCUCACAUGCGUGAGUGGAUGUUAAAAGGAAUUCAACGUAAUGAAUUUAUUUGA
Hydra vulgaris (swiftwater hydra) is the source of this 825-nucleotide messenger RNA. RefSeq lists its product as uncharacterized. The record is from RefSeq and is a predicted model, not a curated record. Gene Ontology annotation, molecular function: nucleic acid binding. Lineage: Eukaryota; Metazoa; Cnidaria; Hydrozoa; Anthoathecata; Hydridae.